Molecule: messenger RNA, 1053 nt
Organism: Caenorhabditis briggsae
Lineage: Eukaryota; Metazoa; Nematoda; Chromadorea; Rhabditida; Rhabditidae
Exons: 4
Coding region: 1-1053 (350 amino acids)
Cellular component (GO): nucleus
Molecular function (GO): protein binding
Source: RefSeq, a predicted model, not a curated record
AUGGAGGCUUGGACUCAGUUCUUCAUACGAGCCGGUAUCCCAAAGGAAAUCGCUCAAAAAUAUGCAAAAACGUUCCAAAAUAAUCGAAUCACUAAAGAAAUGCUUCCGGAACUUGACAAAUCGACGCUCUCCGAGUUGGGAGUCACUGCGAUUGGAGAUCAACUCUGCAUUCUUCGCCGCAUCAAGGCAGCAAAAUCAGCCAUCGAGCGUGGAAAUGACGACGUUGACGAAGUAGAAGCACCUCCGAAAGCCGCCCAGAAAGCGAGAAUCACAGCGCCAAACUCGGAAUUCUCACCAGCCAGCGAGCAUCGUCGUGGCAAACCGCCACCGGAUCGUCAUGAGAUAUAUCAUGUCAAAAUGCCAGUGGGCAAUACUCACCGGACUCGUCAAAUAAUGCGAAAAGCUGAGGAAAUGAGAGAGCAAGGUCUAGCAGUUCGUGGAACCACCGGUGUCCGUCAGGGUGGUCGUUCGGUGUCGCCAAUUGAUAAGAGCAGUUUGGCAGCGAGAAUGCAGAGAAAACAAAUCGCAGAGGUCUCGUCUUCAACGGAUCGACGAGGAUCCAAAAUCUCCAGAAUCGCUCCAUCAGGCAUUAAGAAAACUAUAUCCAAUCGCCCUUCCCUCACCUCUCGUCUAACACACACUGGCCCAACUGGCUCCAUGCGAAUUCACGUGGAUCCCAAGAAGACAACAUCGUCUCGGAUAGAAGGACGUCUUCAGAAGGUCGUCUCCUCUAGAAACAAUACGGAAUCUUCUGGAAUAUUCAUUGGCGAUGAGGAGGACUACGAGAUGGAUGGCCUGUUGGAUUAUCACGAGGAUGAUGAGUUGCCAUACGAAGAAGUGGAAGAGGAGUAUGAAGAAGUGGUCACCGUUCCAGUUCGCUCCAGAAUCUCAUAUGGAGAAUCGGAUCGGAUUCGAAGCACCGUCACUCUUCCAGCUUCUUCUCAUCACCAACGCCAUCAACGUCGUCACGCCGUCAGAAUGUCAUCGCCACCACCACCGCCACCACAAUCCACAAUUUUCGAUCGAGUUACGUUCAACAAUCAGCGGCGUUAA